CGGGGGUACCGAGCAGCGGCGACAUGACCGCGGAACCCAUGAGAGAAAGCUUGAAGCCUUGAAAAAUCAACAAGGCUUGAUUACUCAGACUAGCAGUGUCAACACCAGUGCCCUUCAGGCAACUUAUUUGUUGUGGAAAGAAGUUUACCGCUAUUGUCUUUACUCUUGAUGGUGCUGAUGCUGAUUGGGUCAUUGCAAAAAACUGAUGGACUGCUCUUGGGCCAAGACCCACAACUAACUUGUCUAUGGAGUUUCUGCUAGAGAAUUGUCUGUCUUCUGAAGGAAUCACCAGCCAUCUUUAGUUGCAGAAGCCAUGGAAGUUUUAAUCUCACCUUCAUCCCUUAUUUCCGCAUAAAUGAAAUACAGACCAACCUUUAGACUUUAAUGUGAGGAAACACUAACCUGGGACCCUUUGCCGGACCUAUUUGGCUGUCGCUAGUCCAUGACAAAGAUAUUUGGCAACGUCCUAGGGAGGCCUUCAUUCAAAAUGAGUGAAAGCAAGUUGAAUACGUUGGUGCAGAAGCUUCAUGACUUUUUGGCUCACUCAUCCGAAGAAUCUGAGGACGCAAACUCCCCUCCAAGACUAUCUGUGAGCAAAAGUAUAGGUAAAAGUAGUGGGCCUGAAAAUAGUCCAACUCCAAUGGAAAACAACAGGGAAGAGGGCAAUAGCUCUUCAGAAAGAUCCAAAUCUUUAGGAUCAUCACGUUCAAAAAGGAAACCUACAGUUGUAACAAAGUAUGUUGGAUCAGAUGAUGAACAAACCUUACCUGAAACUGUAAAGGAAGAUGUUUCAAAUGAAAACUCAGAAAAUGAUGUUGAUAUGAAAAGCUUACCUAAAGGUACAGUGGUUGUACAACCAGAGCCAGUGCUGAAUGAAGACAAAGAUGAUUUUAAAGGGCCUGAAUUUAGAAGCAGAAAUAUCGUUAAAAUGAAACCUGAAGCUCCCAAAAAGCGUGGAGAGGAAGGACUGCAUGGAAUUGUAAGCUGUACAGCCUGUGGGCAACAGGUGAACCAUUUUCAAAAGGAUUCAAUCUAUAGACAUCCUACACUGAAAGUCCUUAUCUGUAAGACUUGCUACAAAUAUUAUAUGAGUGAUGACAUUAGCCGUGAUUCAGAUGGAAUGGAUGAGCAGUGUAGAUGGUGUGCUGAAGGUGGAAAUUUAAUUUGCUGCGACUUUUGCCAUAAUGCCUUCUGCAAAAAGUGCAUUUUGCGCAACCUGGGCCGAAAGGAGCUGUCAGCCAUAAUGGAUGAAAAUAACCAAUGGCAUUGCUACAUUUGCCUCCCAGAACCUUUGUUGGACUUGGUCACUGCAUGUGACAGUGUUUUUGAAAAUUUAGAACAGUUAUUGCAACAAAACAAGAAGAAGAUCAGAGUUGAGAGUGAAAAAAGUAAAAUAUAUGAUCACACACUCAAAUUUUCUCCAAAGAGAAAUAUUUCAAAUUGUAAUGGAGAAGAAAAGAAAUUAGAUGACUCAUAUUCUGGUUCUUUAACUUAUUCUUAUAAAGCACUAAUGGUGCCAAAAGACAUGCUUAAAAAGACAAAAAAACUGGUUGAGACCACAACUAAUAUGAACGCUAGUUUUGUAAGUUUUUUGAAAACGGCAGCAGAAAAUUCAGAAAUAAACUCUAUCAUACAGCUACGUCAGCUGAAAGCUUUUAAAUCUGUUUUGAGUGACAUAAAAAAAGCUCAUUUAGCAUUAGAGGAAGGUCUGAAUCAAGAGAUUCAAGCUUUGGAUGUUAAAAUCAAAGAGAAGAAUACCAAAGAGAAAAAAACUGAUAUUAAAAUAGAAAAAAAUGAGGUGAAAAGAGAUGAAGGAAAGGAACAUGCAGAGUUUAAAGAGGACACUGUAAAGUCAGUGAAAAAAGCUGUGUCAGAACAGCCUGAGAAUGAGUCCAUGGACCAAAACGUUCCAGCAACACAACAAACAGAAAGCAAGAAUACUAGCAGUGAAGAUAAAAAAUCGGAGACAAAUGAAGAGCCUCAGUAUGAACCUAAUAGUACUGAGGCUUUGGACAUGGAUAUUGUGUCUGUUCCUUCAUCAGUCCCUGAAGAUAUUUUUGAGACUCUAGAAUCGGCUAUGGAAACUCAGAGUGCAGCAGAUGAACAGGGCAAUGGAAGUACAGCAACAGAGCUAGAGACAGUAAAUAUGAAUAUAAAACAUACUACAGCUUCAAAAGACAUUAAAGGAGGUACCAAGUUAAAAGCAUCAGCUAAAGUAAGAAAAGAAUUGUUUGUAAAACUGACUCCUGUUUCCCUUUCUGAUUCUCCAGUUAAAGCUGAAGAUCAAGACAGUAAUCCAGUAAAGGGAGAUCAGAAUGCUGAUGUAAUACCCAAGGCAGAAAACUGUGAUUCUGGAAAAGAAAAUCAUUACAUUGGUAAUGAACACUCACCUGAAAAUGAAACUGUCCCCUUGGUAGAGGAAUCUGAUCUCAGGAGGUCUCCACGUGUGAAGACUACACCUCUGAGGCGUCAAACAGACAUGAAUCCUUCAACAUCUAAUUCAGAAGAGGACAGCAAUGACGCAUACUGUGAGAAGCACAAGCAAAAAUCAUCAACCCAGUCGCGGAGAAAAAAAGAUAAAAGAAAUUCUUCUGACAGUACUACUGAUCAUCCUAAACCUAAUAAGCUUUCUAAAUCAAAAAAAUCAGACAUAUUGGACCAAAGUUCAGAUUCAGAUGAGAUACCAGCAGUCCUUAAAGAAGUAGCCAUGAUGAGUCAUAGUUCCUCAGAUAUUGAUAGCAAUAGUGAGACAUCCAGUAAUAUUCAGAAGAAUGCUUUAAAUGAUCUAACAAAACAACCAGUGAAGUAUGAGAAUGGAAAGCGCAAAAGAAAAAGCUCCACUUCUGGUUCAGAUUUAGUUGCCAAAAAAGGCAAAUCAACUAAAGGCUCCACUUGUGCGAAAAAGAAACGACAGAACCCUUCAGAUUCUUCAAAUUAUGACUCAGGGUUAGAAAGAGAGAUAAAGAGUUUGAGUAAAAUAGAGUCUGCAAAAAAAGCCAAAAAGAAAUACCCCAGAAAAGAAGAGAAUUAUGAUUCUUCUUCUGAAGAACAGAAUAAGAAAGGAUCUACUAGUAAGAAAAAAAUAAUAAAUUUGAAGAAACAGCAGGUUGAAUCAUCUGAUGAUGCUGAGAAGUCAUCCCUAGAGAAAGAGGAGACUAAUCAUUCUUCUGAAGAUAAAAAAAUUAGGAAGGGGACAGCAGUCAAUGAAAAGAAAAACAGAGAUUUAAAAGAGAGAACUUCGAAGGGGAAGCAUGAUGGAUCAUCUGAUACUGAGAAAUCAUCCCUGGAGAAGGAGGAGAGUUGCCAUUCUUCUGAUGGUAAAAAGAGAGCAGAAGCAAAAGAAAAGAAAAACAGAAAUUUGAAAAAGAGAAAGGUACAGAAUGAUUCGUCUUUGGACGGAACUGAGAAAUCUGCAGAGAAGGAGCAGAGUUGUGAUUCUUCAGAAGACAAAACCAAGAAUAAAAAAGGAACAGAAGGUAAAGAAAACAAAAAAGAAAACUUGAAAAAGAAAAAUAAGAAAGAACAAGAUGGUGGUUCUUCUGAUGGAGAUAAAUCAUCCCCAGAGGAAAAAAGUGUCAUUUCCUCUGAAAAUAAGAGUAAAAAUGAAAUGGCAGUUGAGGAAAAGAGAGAGAGAAAUUUGAGAGAGAGAACAUCGAAGAAGUUGCAGAAUGAUUCAUCUUCAGAUGCUGAGAAGUCCCCAAAGAAAGAGGAGAGUUCUUCUGAAGAUGUUAAACAGAAUAAAAAACGAGUAGAAGCUAAAGAAAAGAAAAAAGUAAGCCACAAAAAGAAAACUUCCAAAAAAGAACAGAAUGACUCAUUGUCCUCUUCUGAUGAGGAGCCUUACGAAGACAAUAAAAAAAAGAAUAAAAAGAGUUCCGUGAAGGAGAAUAAAAAUGGUAACUUAAAAGUGGAAAAAAGAAUUUCUAAAAAACAGAAGGAUGACAUCAGCUGUUCCUCCUCAUCAGAUGAGGAAGAAAAUGAUGACCAGAAUUCAGCAGGCGAUGGAAGCAGUGAUGAGCAGAAGAUUAAGCCAGUGACUGAAAGCUUAAUACUGUCCUCCAGCACAGGAUUUUGUCAGUCUUCAGGGGAUGAAGGAGAGACUAAAUCAGGUGCUGUUCCAGUGGAGGAGGAGGAGGAGGAUGAUGACGAUCCUGAGAAUAGAAUUGCCAAGAAAAUGCUUUUAGAAGAAAUCAAAGCCAAUCUUUCCUCUGAUGAGGAUGCAUCUUCAGAUGAAGAAUCAGAUGAAGGAAAAAAGAAAACAGGAAAGAAAAAUGAAAACGCGGAAGAUGACGAGGAGAAUGAAAAGGAAGAUAAUUCUGAAUCUGAUUCAGAUGAUGAAGAGUCUAAGAAGCCUAGAUAUAGACACAGACUGCUGAGACACAAGCUAAGUAUGAGUGAUGGAGAAUCUGAGGAAGAAAAAAAAGGAAAAUCUAAAGACACAAAAGAAGGCAAACGCAGAAAUAGAAGGAAAGUGAGCAGUGAUGAUUCAGAUGACUCAGAAUUUCAUGAAUCUGGAGUUAGUGAAGAAGUCAGUGAAUCUGAAGAUGAGCAACGUCCUAGAACAAGAUCUGCUAAGAAAGCUGAGGCAGAAGAAAAUCAGCGCAGUUACAAGCAGAAAAAGAAAAGACGACGCAUAAAAGUUCAGGAGGAUUCUUCUAGCGAAAACAAUAACAAGAGUAAUUCUGAGGAUGAAGAUGACAAUGAUUCAAAAUCUCCUGGAAAAGGCCGGAAAAAAAUACGAAAGAUUCUUAAAGAUGAUAAGCUUAGAACAGAAACACAAAAUGCACUGAAGGAGGAGGAAGAGAGAAGAAAACGUAUUGCAGAAAGAGAAAGAGAGAGAGAGAAAUUAAGAGAGGUGAUAGAAAUAGAAGAUGCUUCACCUCUAAAGUGUCCGAUCACAACUAAACUGGUUUUAGAUGAAGAUGAAGAAACCAAAGAACCUAUAGUACAGGUUCACAGAAACAUAGUUACUAAACUGAAACCACAUCAAGUAGAUGGUGUUCAGUUCAUGUGGGAUUGCUGUUGUGAAUCUGUGAAAAAAACAAAGAAAUCUGCAGGUUCCGGAUGCAUUCUUGCCCAUUGCAUGGGUCUAGGAAAAACAUUGCAGGUAGUAAGUUUUCUCCAUACAGUUCUGUUGUGUGAUAAACUGGAUUUCAGCACAGCUCUCGUGGUCUGUCCACUGAACACUGCCUUGAACUGGCUGAAUGAGUUUGAAAAAUGGCAAGAAGGUUUAGAAGAUGAUGAGAAACUAGAGGUCUCUGAACUAGCAACUGUAAAACGCCCUCAAGAAAGAUCCUAUAUGCUCCAGCGAUGGCAGGAAGAUGGAGGAGUUAUGAUCAUUGGCUAUGAGAUGUACCGUAAUCUUGCACAAGGCAGGAAUGUCAAAAGUAGAAAACUUAAGGAAAUAUUUAACAAGGCUCUGGUUGAUCCAGGCCCUGACUUUGUUAUAUGUGAUGAAGGGCACAUAUUAAAAAAUGAAGCAUCUGCUGUUUCUAAGGCUAUGAAUUCUAUUCGAUCCAGGAGGAGGAUAAUUCUUACAGGAACACCACUGCAGAAUAAUCUUAUAGAAUAUCAUUGCAUGGUUAAUUUUAUCAAGGAAAAUUUGCUUGGAUCAAUUAAGGAAUUCAGAAAUCGGUUUAUAAAUCCAAUCCAGAAUGGUCAGUGUGCAGACUCCACCAUGGUAGAUGUUAGGGUAAUGAAGAAGCGUGCCCACAUACUGUAUGAGAUGCUAGCAGGAUGUGUUCAGAGGAAAGAUUACACAGCAUUAACAAAGUUCCUGCCACCAAAAUAUGAAUAUGUUCUAGCAGUUAGAAUGACAUCUAUUCAGUGUAAGCUGUAUCAGUACUACUUGGAUCACUUGACAGGUGUAGGUAGUGGCAGUGAAGGUGGAAGAGGCAAAGCUGGAGCUAAGCUCUUCCAGGACUUCCAGAUGUUAAGCAGAAUCUGGACUCACCCUUGGUGUUUGCAGCUGGACUAUAUUAGUAAAGAAAAUAAGGGCUACUUUGAUGAAGACAGUUUGGAUGAGUUCAUAGCUUCAGAUUCAGAUGAAACUUCAAUGAGUUUAAGCUCUGAUGAUUAUGCUAAGAAAAAAAAAUCCAAGGGGAAAAAAACAAAGAAAGAGAGUAGCUCAAGUGAAAGUGGAAGUGAUAAUGAUGUUGAAGUGAUUAAAGUCUGGAAUUCAAGAUCUCGUGGGGGUGGAGAAGGAAAUAUAGAGGAACUUGCAAACAACCCUCCAUUGGCUGUAAAGUCAGAUGAAGGUAAAGCCACAUCCUCUUCCAACCCAGGCAGCCCAGCUCCAGACUGGUACAAAGAUUUUGUCACCGAUGCAGAUGCUGAAGUAUUGGAACAUUCUGGAAAAAUGGUGCUUCUGUUUGAAAUUCUUCGCAUGGCAGAGGAGCUUGGAGAUAAAGUUCUAGUUUUUAGCCAGUCUCUAAUAUCACUGGAUUUGAUAGAAGAUUUUCUGGAACUGGCAAGCAGGGACAAAACUGACAAAGAUAAACCUGUUAUUUAUAAAGGUGAAGGAAAAUGGUUCAGAAAUAUUGACUACUAUCGUUUAGAUGGUUCAACCACAGCUCAGUCAAGAAAGAAAUGGGCUGAAGAAUUUAAUGAUGAAACUAAUGUGAGAGGCCGUUUGUUUAUUAUUUCCACUAAAGCAGGAUCCCUUGGAAUUAAUCUGGUGGCUGCUAAUAGAGUGAUUAUCUUUGACGCCUCUUGGAAUCCAUCCUAUGAUAUUCAGAGUAUCUUCAGGGUUUACCGCUUUGGGCAGAACAAACCUGUGUUUGUAUACAGGUUCUUGGCUCAGGGAACAAUGGAGGACAAGAUAUAUGAUCGUCAAGUAACGAAGCAGUCACUAUCUUUCCGAGUAGUUGACCAGCAGCAGGUUGAGCGUCACUUUACCAUGAAUGAGCUUACAGAGCUUUAUACCUUUGAGCCAGACUUGCUGGAUGACCCUAAUUCAGAAAAGAAAAAGAAGAGGGAUACACCCAUGCUGCCAAAGGAUACAAUUCUGGCAGAAUUGCUUCAGAUCCACAAAGAACAUAUAGUGGGCUAUCAUGAACAUGAUUCCCUCCUAGACCAUAAAGAGGAAGAAGAAUUGACCGAAGAAGAAAGGAAAGCAGCUUGGGCAGAGUAUGAAGCUGAAAAAAAGGGUCUGACCAUGCGCUUCAACAUGCCAGCUGGGACUAAUAUGCCCCCUAUCAAUUUCAACUCUCAGACUCCAUAUAUUCCAUUCAAUUUGGGAGCAUUAUCAGCAAUGAGUAACCAACAGCUAGAGGACCUCAUUAAUCAAGGAAGAGAAAAAGUUGUGGAAGCAACCAACAGUGUAACUGCAGUGAGAAUUCAGCCCCUGGAAGAUAUAAUUUCAACUAUAUGGAAGGAAAAUCUGACCCUGACAGAGACCCAAGUACAGGCCUUGGCCCUAAGCAGACAGGCAAGCCAGGAGCUUGAUGUUAAGCGCCGAGAAGCCAUCUACAAUGAUGUCUUGACAAAACAACAGAUGUUAAUCAGUUGUGUUCAGCGGAUACUUAUGAACAGAAGACUACAGCAGCAGUACAAUCAGCAGCAGCAGCAGCAAAUGUCUUAUCAACAAGCAGCAAUGAGUCAUCUCAUGAUGCCAAAGCCUCCAAAUUUAAUCAUGAAUCCUUCCACCUACCAGCAGAUAGAUAUCAGAGGAAUGUAUCAGGCAGUCUCUGGUGGUAUGCAGCCACCACCAUUGCAGCGUGCACCACCCCCAAUGAGAGGCAAAAAUCCAGGACCUUCCCAAGGGAAAUAAAUGUGAUUUUGCACUAAAUGGAUUGUUAAAAUCAGAGAGAGAACUUUUUUAUUUUUUUAGGAAUCAAUGGCUUAACAGAACUCAACUGCAUAAAUAGUU
Molecule: messenger RNA, 7870 nt
Organism: Gopherus evgoodei (Goodes thornscrub tortoise)
Lineage: Eukaryota; Metazoa; Chordata; Testudines; Testudinidae
Gene: ATRX
Product: ATRX chromatin remodeler
Exons: 38
Coding region: 443-7771 (2442 amino acids)
Molecular function (GO): ATP-dependent chromatin remodeler activity; ATP binding
Source: RefSeq, a predicted model, not a curated record